AUGGUAGAAGUUCUAAAACGUGGUUUUACCAUGCUAAAAGAGAAGCAAAAAGGCUUCAUAAACAAGAGUUUAGGCAUCACUGAGAUCAUCUGCUCUGCUGACAUGGCCACGGGAGUCAAGCUCGGUGUUAUGUGUGGACUGUAUGGAGGUGCUGUCAAUAAUCUAGGCAGUCCAGAGCAGAAGAUGAAAUGGUAUCUCCCUGUUUCAGAGUUACAAUUUACAGGGAUGUUUGCGAUGACUGAGAGGGGCCACGGUAGCAACGUUCGAGGCAUUAUCACUGAGGCCCGAUACAAUCAAUCCACACAGGAGUUUAUUAUUCACACACCUUCCGAAGAUGCUCAGAAAAUGUACAUCGGGAAUGCAAUGAAAGGAAACUAUGCUGCUGUGUUUGCUCAGCUCAUUAUAAAUGGAGAAUCUCAGGGUCCCCACUGCUUUAUUGUACCAAUCCGUGAUCAGAAUGGAGUCAUGUGGCCAGGAGUGACGACCAUUGACAUGAAGCACAAGGAAGGUCUGCAUGGGGUUGACAAUGGCAUUUUGAUAUUUAAUAACGUCCGGAUACCACGGGAAAAUCUGCUGAGAAAGUUUGGUUCAGUAUCAGCUGAUGGUUUGUACUCGUCUCCUGUCCUCAGUAAAAGCAGUCGCUUCAAUGCAAUGCUCGCUGCCCUGACACCCACCCGUCUGGGUCUCACCGUACAUGCCAUGGCUGCCAUGAAGCUGGGGCUCGUCAUUGCAGUACGCUACAGUCACAGUCGCAGACAGUUCGGUCCGAAGGAUCAGGAUGAGGUGAAGAUCAUCGAGCACCAAACGCAGUACCUGAGACUGAUGCCACACCUGGCUGCUGCCCUCGCGCUCAUUUUCACCACCAGAUACGCUGCAGGUUUGAUGGACGAUGCUUUGUGUCAGGGUCAGGACCUUCAAAGCAAUCGUGCUCUGCAAGCUCUCGUCGCAGGACUCAAAGCCUACAGCACGUGGGAGAACGUGACGUGUCUGCAAGACUGCCGUGAGUGUACUGGCGGCAUGGGCUUUAUGAUGGAAAACCGUAUUCCGUCUCUGAAGUGUGACUCCGACGUCUUUGUCACAUUUGAGGGCGACAACAUGGUCAUGCUUCAGGUGGUGGUACGAGAGCUGCUGACCCAGUACACCAAACUGAUGGGGAACAACUUGGUGAUGGGACUGAUUAGAAACUGGACCAGCUCAGUGUCAGACAGCCUUAGAACCAGCUUUCUUGGCUUCAGCGUGGACAAAGUAGGAGACCUAAUGUUCCUGCUGAAAGCGGUGAGCUACAGGGAAAGGGUGUUACAGCGCAGUCUGGCAAGUCGACUUUACACUAAGGUCAGUUGUUCUCACUGAAUCACUGGAAACAAACAGAGUUUCCUCUCUGUUGCACACACACACACCAUGACCUUGGAGCAGUUUGCUCUCACCGUACGAGAAUGCCAUAUCAAAGAGGACCGUGCCUUGCUCACCAAGUUCUGCCUUCUUCACGGCACUAGUCUGGUGUAUCAGGAGAGAGCGUGGUACCUGGAGCACAACUACCUGACCCCCAACACCAGCCGACAGAUUCGCAGCCAGCUUUUGGAGCUGUGCAGAUCGGUGAAGGAUGAUGCGCUGAAGGUGGUCGAUGACUUCAACAUCCCGUCCUGCUGCAUCCAGGCCCCUAUCGCUGGAGUCGCCAAUCCCAGGGCCGAAUGGGCCUUCUACCCACAGCCACAGUAUCCCAGCAGCACCCAACCUCUGUCUAAGCUCUGAAUGAGAGAAUAAGCAUGGCUUUAUGAGGAUGUGGAAGAACAAUUAAGUGAUUUCAGGUUGCUGGUCUCAAUGGUUUCCAUUUUCUUUCACAUUGGUUGGGAGAGAUUAAGGACUAAUUGGAGGUGGUCAGUGCACUUACGAAUGCAUAGCUGACGUUUUAUGAUUAAGCAUCAUGCUUUGUGCCAAGAAGAAUGGUAGAACUUGCCAAGGCCUUGAGAAAAUGGCAUAUACUCUAGGCACAACACUACAUUUUCUUGUUCACUCUUAAAAAUAAAGUUUCCAAAGGGGUGGGUUCGCAACAAUGCAAUAGAAGAACCAA
Molecule: messenger RNA, 2068 nt
Organism: Sinocyclocheilus rhinocerous
Lineage: Eukaryota; Metazoa; Chordata; Actinopteri; Cypriniformes; Cyprinidae
Product: acyl-CoA oxidase like
Exons: 18
Biological process (GO): lipid homeostasis; fatty acid beta-oxidation using acyl-CoA oxidase
Cellular component (GO): peroxisome
Molecular function (GO): acyl-CoA oxidase activity; fatty acid binding; FAD binding
Source: RefSeq, a predicted model, not a curated record